This is a messenger RNA of Zasmidium cellare ATCC 36951, 480 nucleotides long. RefSeq lists its product as uncharacterized. The record is from RefSeq and is a predicted model, not a curated record. Bases 1 to 480 code for a protein of 159 amino acids. NCBI's taxonomy places the organism in Eukaryota, Fungi, Ascomycota, Dothideomycetes, Mycosphaerellales, Mycosphaerellaceae. The transcript is spliced from 3 exons.
AUGUUCUGCCUUCGCUCCUGGGUACCACUCCUCGUCUUCCUCACAAGUACGCCACCGAUCUACGUCGUUCUCUUCCUGCUGGCGCACUACCGACUGUCUGGUGCCUGCGUAUAUUGCUCCAUCCUCCUCUUCGUCCUCGUCUUCUCCCUCUUCGAUUUCUCGGCGGAUUGGUUCGAGCCACGAUGGAACGGCGACUUUAUGGGCUCCAUCUCGACGACGACGGCCUCCUUCAUCAGCGGCAAUGCGACAUUCACAGAGGCACUCGUUGAGACCGCAAGCAUAGCCGUCUCCGCGAUCAACGGAACGGGAGGCUCUCUGGCAAGCGCAGCGAUGGAUGGGAUCAAGCAUAAGAUGGCGGGCACAUCAAGUUCUGCAAUAACAAACGCGACAAACGGAACAAGUGGGUUUGAAUGGUUACGAGGAGCAUUGGACAAGUACCACUUCCGGAUACCUUGUCUGGAUGUGACCGUUCGGUUAUAA